GAUUUUCCCUCAACUGCUGAGCUAAUGCAGAAGUGUUUGGCCGUUAAUCCAUUCGAGCUAAAAUUUCGUGAAGCAAAUCGACGUAUCAGUCAAUGCAGUGAAGAACUCCUCGAACAGAAUGGUCUUGUUCCGGUUUCACUUUCAUUGCCGACAACCGGAGGUAUAACGUUGCUGAAAUUACCUUCAUCGUUGGCGCAUUCUCCGGGCAUUUUCUCAAAUAUCAAUGUUCUUUCAGCGGAUUUUGAAAAUGAUACACUCAAAAGUGCUGACCUGUCACGUCUCGUACAACAGAUGAAAGAUAAUGGAGGCUUUUCGACACAGAGCUCACGAAUUAGCGAAGAUACAGGACGAGCGCCUCGUACCGCUGAUGUACUGAAUGCUGUGCUUGACAUGCAUUCGGAUAGGCUUGGACCACUUGGCUUCCUUGGCGCUACUGGUACUGCCACAUCACCUUUGGUAUGA
This is a messenger RNA of Gongylonema pulchrum, 462 nucleotides long. The record is from the annotation of a GenBank genome assembly. Lineage: Eukaryota; Metazoa; Nematoda; Chromadorea; Rhabditida; Gongylonematidae.